UUUUUCCAGAAGGCAGCAAUCAACGUGCGGGAUAAUGUCGGGGAGGAGGUGGACCCGGAGCAACUCAUCCAGGAGACAUGUCGGAGCUGCCUGGAGCAGGCCAAGCUGCUGUUCUCCGAUGGCAAAAAGGUUGUUCCCAGGUUGCCCCAUGAGCAGGCAGUGCCAAAGCGCGCCCGACAGGUGGAUGAGGAGCUGAAUCGCCGAGGGAGCCCCGUUCCCAAAAAGAGAAAGGGGCGACCUCCAGGACAGAGCCUGUCGAACGAUCGCGCGGUCUCAGGCCUGGCUGCGUGGAAGCUCAAAGUCUCUGAGCCCGUGAGAAGGGAUGGACCAAAGUGGGAUCCAUCCCGACUGACUGAAACCACAACCUUUGUGCUGGGAUCUCGAGCCAACAAAGCUCUCGGGAUGGGAGGAACAAGAGGGCGACUCUACAUCAAGCAUCCCCACCUCUUUAAGGUCAGGUGCGGCGGCAGGACGCUCCCUCCCUCGGGCUUUGCUCGGGAGCGGUUUCCGUGUGCCUCGGCCGGCUCGUGCUCUGCCUCCCCGCGCCCUCGCUCGUGGCCACCCGUGCCGGAGCGUGAGCUGACGGCUUAG
Molecule: messenger RNA, 591 nt
Organism: Leptosomus discolor (cuckoo roller)
Lineage: Eukaryota; Metazoa; Chordata; Aves; Leptosomiformes; Leptosomidae
Source: RefSeq, a predicted model, not a curated record